AUGGGUGAGACGACUAGUCUAACUGUGCUCCGGCAGUUUUGUAAGGGCAUUCGGGAAGUCUUUGGUCCGGAGUUCCUACGAAAGCCAACCCCUGAUGAGUGCCAGAGACUGCUAGAUAUGCACGGUGCGGUGCACAAUUUCCCAGGCAUGAUGGGCAACAUUGAUUGCAUGCAUUGGGAGUGGAAAAACUGUCCGGUGGCGUGGAAAGGCCAGUUCACUACCGGUUUCAAGCAGAAACAUCCGUCGAUGAUCCUCGAAGCCGUUGCUGACUACCGUUUGCGGAUCUGGCAUGCAUAUUUCGGUGUUGCAGGUUCGAACAACGACAUCAACGUUCUGCAGUCGUCGCCUAUCUUCAAUGAUGAGUGCCGGGGAGAGGGUCCAGAGAUCAGUUUUGUAGCAAAUGGCACGCAGUAUCGCAUGGGAUACUAUUUGGCAGAUGGAAUAUACCCUCAUUGGCCCGUAUUCGUCAAGACACUUCGCCAACCGGCUGCAGCGAAGAGACAAUAUUUUGCGCGAAAACAAGAGGCCGCUAGGAAAGAUGUUGAGCGAGCUUUUGAAGAUGAAGGAUUUGCUGCAGAACGUUGGGCGCCGGAAGAUGGUGCAAGUACAAGUCACGGCGUUGCAUCCGCGCCGAUACAGAUGGGUGUACCACGUAGUAAUGAAUAUCUGAUCCAACGUUUCGAUGAUAUACGCAGGACAACAUCACAUGACCAACUCCAGGUCGAUUUGAUUGAAGAGAUCUGGGCACGUAGGGGAGGCGGCGUAGCGUGA
Salvia hispanica is the source of this 771-nucleotide messenger RNA. Lineage: Eukaryota; Viridiplantae; Streptophyta; Magnoliopsida; Lamiales; Lamiaceae. The record is from RefSeq and is a predicted model, not a curated record.